Thermothielavioides terrestris NRRL 8126 is the source of this 1076-nucleotide messenger RNA. RefSeq lists its product as uncharacterized. The record is from RefSeq and is a predicted model, not a curated record. The transcript has a single exon. Lineage: Eukaryota; Fungi; Ascomycota; Sordariomycetes; Sordariales; Chaetomiaceae. The coding region runs from base 48 to 1010 and encodes 320 amino acids.
GAGCGCUCAAGAUUGCGGCGCCAAGACGGGGUGGUGGCAGUAGGCAAAUGUCCAAACCGCUGCCCUCCUCGGCAUCUACUAGCAGUACUGGGACGGUCUCUCCCUCGUCCUCUUCGUCCUCUUCGUCCUCCUCGUCCUCCUCAUCCCCUACCGUGGCCUUGCCCCCAGCAGCCGACUCCCAUCCGAAACAACAACAACAACCUCCUCCUCCUCCUUAUCCACAGCAACAGCGCCAUGGCGAUCCACUUCACUCUCACUGCCAUCAGCAGCAGCAGCAGCAGCAACAACAACAACGGCAACAACAACAACUCCAGCUGCUCCAGCCCCCGCUGGGCCCCACCCCGCUGCACAUCCCCCCGGAGACCCUGGCGCCGUGCCACUUCGUCGCCAACUUCGUGCUGCUGCCCCGCCAGGACGGCACGCGCGGCUUCCUCGACUACCUGCUGCCGCUGUUGCAGCAGAGCGGCGGCGUCGGUGACGGGAACGGGGGGGACGGGGACGCGCACCUGCGGCACGCGUUCAACGCGUGCGCGCUCGCGUCGUUGGCGAAUCGGAUUUCUUCUUCUUCUUUUUCUUCUUCAUCAUCAUCAUCGGCUUCGUCUUCUUCGUUUGGUCCCUCCGGGGCUGGGUCGGCGGGUGGAUUGUCCGGUGCGGGAGGGGGAGCUGCGGCUGCUGCGGCUGCGGCUGCGGCGGCGGCGGCGGGGAGAGGAGGAGGGGCAGGGUCGACGUGCUUGGCCAAGGCGUAUGCCGAGUAUAGCAGGGCGCUGAAGGCCACGCAGGCCGCGCUGGUGGAUCCGGAGCGGUGGAGGAGCGAUGGGGUGCUGGCGGCUGUGCUGCUGUUGGGCAUGUUCGAGGUGAGCACCCCCCCUUUGGCUACGUUUCUAUUUCCGAAGGGACUGGCUGAUGCUCUGGACAGAACAUCACCGCCAAACAGAUCGGCAGUCUGGCUUGGGGGUCGCAUGUCGAGGGCGCGGUCCAGCUUGUCAAGGCCCGCGGGCGGAGCCAGUUGAAGACGAGGGUGGGGGUGAAGCUGUUCGUUGCCGUCAGGACGCAGCUCGUAAGUUGCCCGUGGGCGC